AUGAAAGCCUUAGUGUAUUAUGAAGAUCAAAGCAAGAAAGAACCUCAGGCUAUUGUUUAUUUCCAAGCUAUUCAAGACGUUUAUGUCGAUCAUGACGGUGAAACAAGAGGUAAUUUAUUGAAGUCCUCGUUCUGUGUGAAAAUGCCUUUAAAGACAUACACAUUAGCAGCUGAUAACGCUUUGGCAAUGAGUGUGUGGAUUGAUGUUUUGUUAACAGGACGUGAAGGAACUGCUUUGUUAAACAACUAG
Messenger RNA from Paramuricea clavata, 249 nucleotides. The record is from the annotation of a GenBank genome assembly. Lineage: Eukaryota; Metazoa; Cnidaria; Anthozoa; Malacalcyonacea; Plexauridae.